Messenger RNA from Cuscuta epithymum, 1511 nucleotides. Lineage: Eukaryota; Viridiplantae; Streptophyta; Magnoliopsida; Solanales; Convolvulaceae. The record is from the annotation of a GenBank genome assembly.
CUCAGGAAAAGAGAGAAGAGCAAGCCGCUCGAGGGCGGCAAGAUGGCGAGGAACUGGGAAGGGCCUUACCGGGUCAUCAGAAGAUAUAACCAGGGGACGUUCCUCCUCCACACCCUGGAGGGGGACCAUGCCGGGAUGUGGAACGUAGAACACCUGAAGAAGUUCUAUCAAUAGUUAGAGGCUGAUGUCCUUGUUGUAUUUCCACUCCCAUGUAAAAUGACCGGACGUCGUCAAUGAUAAAGGCCCCCUGUUUUUUACAUCACUUCUGUUUCUUGCCAACGACGGCUAAAGAAGGGAAUCUCGAUGCAGAUACACCUGUUCCUCCUUGUGAUGUCUGCGGAUACCGAACGUCUCCUCGAAGUAGGGACGCCGGUAGGACCAAGGACCAAGGACGAACGAAGCACAGGGAAUCUCGAUGCAGAUACACCUGUUCCUCCUUGUGAUGUCUGCGGAUGCCGAACGUCCCCUCAAGUAGGGACGCCGGUAGGACCAAGGACCAAGGACGAACGAAGAUUACCUCCCUUAAAAAAAAAAAAAAAAAAAAAAAAAAAAAAAAAAGAAAAGAGAUGGGGAGAAGAGGAGAGAAGCUCCUACACGGAAGGGAAUCUUGCCCGGGUGUGCCAGAUCUUCCCCCACCGCCGAAGGCGAACACCUCUCGAUGUAGAGAUUAGUAGAGACGUGGAGGGGGCUAGACGAACCAAGGGAGCCUGCCAAGAUAAACCUGCUUAUCCCACAAAUGACCAUGGAUCGAUGGACGUGGGAUAACGAAGACGGGAACCCGUGAGGGUAAACCUGUUCGUCCCUGCGAGUUCCUUAGGUACCGAACGUCCUCUUCGAAGCAAGAGACGCCGGUAAGGCUAAAAGGACCACGGAUGAACGAAAGAAGGGGGGAAUCUCGAUGUAGAUAAACCUGUUCUUCCUUGCGAUGUCUGCGGAUACCGAACGUCUCCUCGAGGUAGGGACGCCGGUAGGACCAAGGACCAAGGACGAACGAAGACUAAAAGACUCCAAAAAAAAAAAAAAAAAAAAAAAAAAAAUGCCAGACGAGCAUGGAGCAAAGAAUGAUUUUUAUUCCUCGGCACUAUUGGCCGGAAAAUUACAAUGUAUGAGGGUACAAUACAAAAUAAUGAACGGAGAAUCACAGCCGAUCGGCGUCCGAAGCUGGAACUUGGGAAGGGGCCUGCUUGGACUUGUCACUUUUAGCGGCUUCCUCUUGCUCCUUCAGCAGCUCAAGGGCCCCUGCAUGAGCGUCUGCCAUCAAGACGUCAAAACCAGCCGCCUCCGGAUCGAAGGGAGCCCCAAAGUGACGCUCGAACGUCGGGAGAUUCUCCGCUACUAGCCCAACCAUACCUUUGCGGUAGGUGUCAUCGGCGAGAUCGUCAAGGAAACGACGUCCGGUGGGGGUGGCCUGGAGCAAUUUAACCCCAUCCUGGUAGGCAUCCGGGCAGGUGGCCAGGAACUCGCCAACGAGCCGCGGGAGGAACUUCAUAGCCAUGGUGUGGAUGGCGCCA